AAACGCACCUCCACAGCGCGCCGCUCGCAGUGUGCAGCAGAGGGACCGGAGGAGGACAGGUGGAGAAGGCACUGCUCUGCUGUGUGCUGUGUCCGGCUCCCUGGCCGCCGUUUCCAGAUCACAAUGAGCCAAUACGGGUCAAACCAGGCGCUCUACAAGGGCCGGAGGGCCAGCUCGAGGAGCAACCUCGCCGGCGGGAUGGUCUACCAAUACGCGCGGAGCGAUGUGGCGCAAGGAGGCGGUAAUGGAGUCGAGCCCGUACCGGAAGGAUUCAAUAGAUCGGCGACGCUUUCGAGGGCGACGAUGUCGAAGGGCAGCAGGAUGACGAGCAACACCAUGGGGAGCGCCACGAUGGGUGGAAUGAGUGGCUACAUGCCCAACCCCACGAGAGCCGCACAGCUGCAGUCUCUCUGCAAGGAGUACCUGACGAAGGCCGAAUACGCCAUUCAGGCCGGCUCUGGUGAUGCAGAGGAAUACAUGAUGAUGGCAAAAGAUUACAUUGAGAAAUUAAAAACCUUUGCAAUGGAGAUGAAUCAAUUUGGACAACCCACUGACAGUGUAAUCAGGAGCGUGGAGUUCUACCAAGACCAGCUGAGAGGGGUCCACAUGGCCAUAUCCGGCACUGCGCUGAGGAGGAGGAGCACCAGAAAGAGCUCUGGAGGCUGGGAAGAGGCUCCAAGGAGCUACCAAGAUGCUAUUGCUUGGAUCCAUCAGCAAAUGCGUUUGAUUGAAACAACUACUUUGGCCGACGACCCUCAAUCCAUUGAGCAGCAGCUCAUUCACCACCAGAGGUUUCACGCGUCCAUGCAGGGGUCGCCCGAGAUGAUCAGAGCCCGAGAAGACCUGCUAAAGAGACAAGACAAAUGCAACCAACAUGCCCUUGAGCAGGAGUGGGAGAAUUUACAGAAAAUGUCAAAUUUGCGGAAUGGGCAGCUGCAAGAGCUGAUCCAAAUACUUCAGCAGAUAACCAAUGAGAUCAUGUGGGUGAACAGUAAAGAGGAAGAGGAGCUGAUGUUUGACUGGGGAGACAAAAAUGUAGAACAGUACAUCCCCAAGAAGCAGGAGAGCUACUCGAAACUGAUGAGUGCCUUGGAGGCGAAAGACAAGGAGCUGCAUAAACUUAAGGCUAAAGUGAAAACGCUUCUGAACAACAACCACCCAGGAUCUGACAAGAUAGAGGCUUACAUGGACACUUUGCAGACUCAGUGGAGCUGGCUUCUUCAAAUAACAAAAUGCAUUGAUACCCAUCUGAAGGAGAAUGCAGCAUACAGCCAGUUCUUCAGAGAGGCUAAUGACACGUACAAAAAUUUGCAAAAGGAACAUGAGACAAUCCGAAAGAUCUUCACUUGUGACAAGAACACCCCGCUGGAAGACCUUCAGGAGCUCCUUAAAGGCCUGGAGAGGGAGAGGGACAACAUCAUGGAGAACAAGCGGCAGGUGAAACACUUGACUGCCAAAUCAAAAAGUAUUGUGAGGUUGAAACCCCGAAACCCAGAGGAGAAGAACAGCAGUGGCAUCAUCGUUAAGGCUCUGACUGACUUCAGAGAAGACCAGAAAACUAUCCUUAAAGACAACGAGGCCAUUCUGAAAGACAACAGUCAGCGCAGUAAAUGGCUGGUAACCGGUCCAGGAGGGAUCGACAUGUUGAUUCCCUCCGUGUGCCUGAUUGUACCACCGCCUAAUCCACUGAGCAUCAGCCUAGCCAACAAGAACGAGCAGUAUUUCGAUUCCAUCAUGUCCAUCUGGAAUCAGCUGUACAUCAACGUCAAGAGUCUCAUCUCCUGGCACUACUGUCUCAGAGAAAUCAAUUACGUCAACUCCCUCACCAUCUCUAUGUUGUCCGAGAUGCGUCCUGAGGAGUACCGUCAAAUCAUGAAGAAGCUGGAGACCUUCUAUGAGGAGUUCAGAAUUAGCAGCCAUGGCUCAGAGAUGUUUGUUGAUGAAGACAAGAAGAGCAUUGAGGAUCAGGUUACUGUGGCUCAGGCCCACUAUGACAAGCUAGUGGUACAGCUGCCCACGUACACUGGACAUCAGGAACAAAUAGAAGUACAGCAAAUACCUGAGCAACAAGUUCAGGUUGCUCAGCCACAGCUGUUCAUAAUACAACAACAACCCCAACAACAUCAACUACUACUACUUCAGCAACAGGAACAGCAGCGACAGCAACAAGUACUUCUGCUACAACAGCAGCAAGAAAAACAACAGCAACUACUUCUACUACAGCAGCAACAGGAGCAAGAAAAGCAGCAACAACUACUACUACUACAAAAACAGGAGCAAGAAAGGCAGCAACAACUACUGCUACUACAAAAACAGGAGCAAGAAAGGCAGCAACAACUACUGCUACAAAAACAGGAGCAGGAAAGGCAGCAACAACUACUGCUACAAAAACAGGAGCAGGAAAGACAGCAACAACUACUGCUACAAAGACAACAGCAACAAGCCGCAGCAGAGGAGGAGGCCAGAAGGCUGGAGGAAGAAAGACGUCAAGCAGAGCUUAAAAGGCAGGCAAAGAAAGAAGCGGCAGAGAAGGAGCAAGUGAUCAAGAAGGAAGUGGUGAAAGUAACAAAAACGGAGCAAAGGAGAAAAGUUUCCUCCUCCUCCUCCUCUUCUGCGCUCUUCUCGGCAUCUCGUCUUUUAUCUGAGCUGCAUGGCCUCAGACUGAGGAUGGACACUGCUGAGGGCUCACUCAGUCAGUUUGUUCAUAUUUGCUUUGGAGAUGACGGGGCUAAAGACUGUGGUGCGAAGAUCACUCAGCUCGAGUCAAUACAGGACGAUGUUUCCUCAAUGCGUGAAGAGUAUACACAUUUAAGAGAGCGCAUCUUGAAGGAGAUGGAAACCACUAACGAUUUAGAUAAAGCACAGUUCCUCCGCAAUGAGAUCGCAGUGAUGAGCCAGAAACUGGGCAAUCUGGAGAGCAGCUCAUCUGCUUAUGUACUAAGGUUGCAGGCUCUAAGGGUCAUGCUGGAGAGCGUAGCACGAGCUGAGGACAUUGUCAAAGUUCAUGAAGCAAGACUGACAGAAAAAGAGACCACUUCUCUAUCUCCAGCUGAAGUCGGUGCAUACAUAGAGGCCCUGAAGAAUAUGAAAGCAGAGCUGAUGCAGAAACAAGAUGUUCUGACCUCUAUGGAGUCAGAGCUGUCUAAGGCGAGCCACUGGAACAGUCAGCUGGGCGGCUCCUUCCACAGGUGUGACCUGAUGCUGUCAAAGUUCACCGAGCAGGUGGGCUUGCUCUCUGACCGCUGGAGACGAAUCCAGAAACAGAUUGACAUCAGGCUGCAGGAUUUGCAGCUGUAUCUGCCUCAAUUACAGCACUACCAGCAAGUCUACACUUCUUUCACUGAGUGGAUAGAGGCCACGCGUAAAAAACAGGACGCACUACAGGCAACCAAGCUAGAGAACGUUCAAGCAGUAAAAGACCACAUUACCAACCAAAAGGUCCUGAACACAGAAAUUAAGGCAAAGCGUGAGACACUAGACAGUGUACUGCAAAACAUAAACACAUGUGUGAAUACUAUCAAGGACUAUGAAACAGACCUCGCCUCUUACACCUCUGGGUUGGAAACAUUGCUCAAUGUCCCCAUCAAGAGGACAAUGCUUCAGUCACCAUUGAUGGAUCUUAACAAAGAGGCAAUAUAUCUUCAAACUCGUUACACGGAGCUGCUUAUUCUGUCUGGUGACUACUACAAAUUCCUGGGACAGUUGGAAAAAAACAUGGAGGAGCUUAAGAUGCGAAACACCCAGAUAAAUAUGCUUGGAGAUCAACUUAGCUCUCUGAGAGAAGAAAUGGAAGCACGCAAUGCCAAAAACAAAUCAUUGGAAGAUGCUGUUGCUCAAUUCAAGCUGCAGCUGUCUCAAUCACAAGAGCAGUUGCUGUCAGUGGAAGAGAUAAAGCAAAAAACUGUGAUGCAGUGCAGUGCCACCAAGGACAGCUUAGAUUCCACUCAGGACGAGCUGGCUAAGCUCAAAAGUGAGGUUCAACGCCUCGAGUACAAACUUGAUGACGAGAGAAGGAAGGCAAAGCUGGCUGAGGAGGGCUACAACAGGCAGAAAAACGAGUGGGAGUCUGUACUGAAUCAGAGGCAGAAAGAGCUGGACACGGUCUGCAGGUCCAAGAAGGAUGUGGAAAACAGUUUAGCAAAUAAAGAGCAUGAGAUUCAGCAGCUGCUCCAGAAGCUGGCUAAUGAAUCAACAAGGUUGAUGGAUCUUCAAAAAGAGAUGUCAAAGGUAAGGAGCAAUUUCAGUAUGGAGAUCAACAGCUUAAAGCUCAGCUAUGAAUCCCAGAUCCAAAUUAGUCGCACAGACAUCCAGAGGCUUUCUGCCCAGAGGGAUGAGAAUACAGCUGAACUACAGAUGCAAUAUGAAAGAAUGGAGACUGAGAGGAGAAAUCUGGAAGAUGAACUCAGGAGGCUUAGAACUUUUAUCAGUGAGACUGAAGAGCAGAAGAAGAAGGCAGAGGAGGAAUCGUGUAAUCAGCGUGCUAUGCUGAUAGAGGACGGGCACAGGAGGAGAGAGUUAGAAAGUCAAAUGGAGUUGCUAAUGAGGCAGAGAGAUGAAGAAAGGAACCAAUAUAGAGAGGAGUUGGCUGAAAUCAUAAAGACCCUAGAGGAGAAGAAUGGCCAACUGGUUUAUGUUACUCACAGUUUGGAAGAGGAGACUCGUAGGAGGAAGACAUCAGAGGAGGCACAGGUGGUUCUUGAGCAGUCUUUAGCUCAGCUACAAAUGGAGUUGAACAGUUCUUCAGAGGCUGCAACGCAACUGAGGGAGUGCGAGGAGCAGCUUCUUCAGACACGCUUCCAACUGGAAAGAGAGAAAAAGGAGCGAUGUAGGAUGGAGCAAAAUAUGAGCAGGUUGCAGGGACGCAUCAAAGACCUGCAGGGCGUGAGAGAUAGCCUUGAAAGUCAGGUGGAGAAUCUGAGGAAACCAUAUCAAGAAGAGUUAGGCAAGAGAAGGCAGGUAGAAGCAGAAUUAGAAAAGACCACUCUGACUAUGACUGAGUACACAAACACCAUCACUGUACUGCGCCAGAGCCAAGAACAGGCCAGCAUAGCAGAAAGUAGAGGUGAAAAGGAGUGCAUUCAGCUAAAAGAAAAGCUUGAGAAAACCUUGAGACUAAACCAGAGCUUCUUAGACCAAAAUACUCAGCUAGGUGCUGAGCUGAAAACCAUACAGCAGCAACUUCUGCAGGAACAGUCCCGGGCGAAGGAGGCAAACAUGACAAACGAGAGUCUUUACAAAACUAUUGAGGAGAAGAAUAAGGCUCUCAGUGAGAACUCGUCUGAGCUAAAAAGACUUAAAGAGUUGAUAGAAACACAGACCAAAGAAGAGUUGAGGAUGAAAAAGGAGCUGAGGGCAGUGCGACAGGAUAAAGAAGAACUCUUGAAAUCCAAAAAGGGGAUUGACGAUGAACUCUCUUCACAAAUUACUGCCUUGGAACUACAGCUGCAAGCCAGUGAGUGCAGCAAUGCCGAACACCGCAACCUGGUGUCAGAACUGUCCUCUGAACGUGAGAAACUGAAGCUGGAGGCUGAGAAAAUUCAAAAGCAGGUCGCAGAGACACACACAUCAUUACAGUCCCUUCAGUCCAAGUACAGUGAGAUUGUAAGUGAAAAAGAUUCUUUGUCGCUGAAAUUGCAACGGUUUGAAUUUGACAAAGAGCAAAUGCUAAGACUACAGGAAGAACUGAACCACAUGAAACAUUCCCACGAGUUAGAGCUUCGCAACAAGCAACGUCUACAAGAGGACAUUGAGAGGGGGAAGAGAGAUUUGAAUUUUUGGAAGGAUCAAUGUGAUAGCAAACAAAGUUUGAUAAGGCAGUAUGACACUGACAAGGAUAUUCUUGAGAAGGAUAAGAAAUCCUUAAAAAGUGAGAUAGAGAGGUUGAUGAAAGAACACAGGGAACUUGAGGAGAAAUAUAAGAGUAGACUAUCAGUCCUCCAAAAACAACUGCAUGAUGGGACAAUUGUUAGACAGACCAUGGAGACUGAGCUAAAGCAGACUAGAGAGCCUCCAACCCCAGAUGCCUCCUCUGUGGUUUUUGAUGGAGUCCGCAAGCCAGUCACUGCAAAGCAAUUACUUGACUCUGGAGUUUUAGACAAACCAACAUAUAACCACCUUCUGAAGGGACAUAAGACAGUUCCAGAAGUGUCUGCUGAGAAAAAAGUCCUUCUUAAAGGCACAGGGCCAAUAGCUGGGGUGAUAAUUGAAAGUCCAAAAGGUCCAGGGUUUAGCAUUAAGCCACUUUUCAAACUGACAUUUACUGAAGCCAAGAAAGAAAAUCUUCUUCCACCAGAUAGCAUCGACUUACUUCUCGAUGCACAAGCUGCUACAGGGCACAUCAUUGACCCAAGAACCAAUCAGAAGUUAACAGUGACAGAAGCAUAUAAUCAAGGAGUUAUUGAUGAUGAGGACAAAGAGAGGUUACUUGCAGCAGAAGCGGCAGCUGUUGGAUACGCUGAGCCUGGCAAAAACAAACCACUGUCAGUGUUUCAGGCAAUGAAACAGGGAGUUAUUGACAAAAAUACAGCUCUGCGUCUGUUACAAGCCCAGGAGUCUGUUGGGGGGAUUUUGGAUCCUAUACUUAGUGUGUUCCUCCCUAGAGACAUUGCCACUGAGCGUAACCUCAUUGAUGAAAGCAUGUGUAAUGCUCUGAAUCAGAGGCCAGAGCUCUAUCUAGACCCAGAAACUGAAGAAGGUGUGACCUAUAUGGCAAUGAAAAGAAGAUGUAAAAUAGAGCCACAUACAGGUCUUUGUCUUCUCCCUAUUCCUGAGAAAGUGGAUCCUUCUAACCUUGUAUUUGAUGGCGUUCGGAAACCUGUUACUGCCAAGAAUCUGUUUGAUUGUCAGGUUCUUGACAAGCCAACAUAUAAAGCUCUUAAAAAUGGAAAGAAAACAAUAUCUGAGGUUUCUGAAGACAAAACUGUUAAUUUAAAGGGCACUGGGCCAAUAGCAGGUGUUAUAGUAAGCGGUCAGCGUAAAAUGUCCCUAACUGAAGCAAAAAAACAAAUGCUACUGUCCGAUGAAUGCGCAGAUUUGCUACUUGAUGCACAGGCUGCUACUGGUCACAUAAUUGACCCAAAGGCCAACAAAAAGUUGACUGUUGAAGAGGCUUAUUCAAAGGGAGUAGUGGACAUAAAUGACCUGGACAGAUUAUUGGCAUCAGAAGCUGCAGCAACUGGUUAUAAGGAUCCUAAUAAAUCCAAACCCAUUUCAGUUUUUCAGCUCAUGAAAAACGGACUUAUAGAUGAAAAGACUGCAAUACGAUUUCUGCAGGCUCAAGAGUCAGUUGGAGGAAUCCUUGAUCCUAAUUUUAGUGUAUUCCUACCAAGAGACACAGCUAUUAAACACAAUCUUUUAGAUAAAAAUCUCUGUAAAGCUCUAAACCAGAAGCCUGAAUAUUAUGUUGACCCUGAAACAGAGCAACAUGUCAGCUAUCAAGCACUGAAAGAAGGUUGCAAGAUAGAACCACAUACAGGUUUGUUACUUUUACCUAUCCCUGAAAAGUUAGAUCCUUCAAAAUUGAUCUUUGAUGGUGUAAGAAAGCCUGUAACAGCAAAGCAGUUGUUUGAUUGUGGGGUACUGGACAAACCAACUUUGAACGAACUAAUGAAGGGAGACAAAACUGUUCCAGAAGUAUCUGUGGAUAAAAAGAUACCCCUAAAAGGAACAGGAUCCAUUGCUGGUGUCACAAUAGGGUCUUUAGGAAAAAUGAAUGUUUCAGAGGCAAAGAAACAGAUGCUCAUGCCGCCAGAGAGUGCAGAUUUGAUUCUGGAAGCCCAGGCAGCCACAGGUCACAUCAUUGACCCAAUGACAAAUCAGAAAUUGACAGUCGAAGAGGCUUGUGCACGGGGAGUAGUUGACAGAUGUGAUCAAGACAAACUCUUAGCAGCAGAAGCUGCAGCUGUCGGAUUCAAGGAUCCUCACACUGGAGAAUCUCUAUCAGUGUUUGAGGCGAUGAAGAAGGCAUUAAUCGACAAAAAGACAGGAGUGCGUUUGUUGCAGGCCCAGGAAUCUGCAGGGGGUAUUCUUGAUCCAAAUCUCAGUGUUUUCCUGAAAGAUCCCUCCAAACUGAUGUUUGAUGGCGUUCGUAAACCAGUCUCAGCUCGAGAAUUGUUGGAAUGUGGUGUUCUUGACAAACCAACAUUUAACAAGGUGAUCAAGGGGGAGAAAACUGUCCCACAAGUUUCUGAAGAUAAAAAGAUAUUUCUAAAAGGAACAGGAUCCAUUGCUGGUGUCAAAGUUGGAUCUUCAGAAAAAAUGUCCAUUUCAGAGGCAAAGAAACAGAUGCUCAUGCCCCCAGAGAGUGCAGAUUUGCUUCUGGAAGCCCAGGCUGCCACAGGUCACAUCAUUGAUCCAAAGACCAAUCAGAAAUUGACAGUAGAAGAGGCUUGUGCAAGGGGAGUGGUGGACAGAUGUGAUCAAGACAAACUCUUAGCAGCAGAAGCUGCAGCUGUCGGAUUCAAGGAUCCUCACACUGGAAAAUCUCUAUCAGUGUUUGAGGCGAUGAAGAAGGCAUUAAUUGACAAAAAAACAGGAGUGCGUUUGUUGCAGGCCCAGGAAUCUGCAGGGGGUAUUCUUGAUCCAAAUCUCAGUGUUUUCCUGGGACUUCGAAACGAGGUGUCUGUUAUAGAGCUGGUAGAAGCAAAGUUGUUAAGCAAAUCAGAUGCGGAUCAGCUGAACGCAGGCAAACUUACAACCCAAGACAUUGAGGAUCGCCUUAGGCCAUACUUGGGAGGUUCCACUUGCAUAGCAGGAGUUUAUGAUGAAGCCAGUAAUAAAGUCCUAUCAAUCUAUCAAGCUAUGAAAAAUGGACUUCUGCGACCUGGCACCACUCUAGAACUACUUGAAGCCCAAGCUGCAUCAGGUUUUAUGAUUGAUCCUAUCAAUAAUCUCUUUCUGACUGUUGCUGAAGCCUACAAUAAAAGGCUUUUUGGGCCAGAGUUUAAGGAAAAACUGCUUUCAGCAGAAAAAGCUGUUACCGGUUACAAAAUGCCUGUAACAGGUGAGAUAAUCUCCCUCUUUCAGGCCAUAGAAAAUUCUCUAGUGGAGAAGGGUCAUGGCAUUCGUCUGCUGGAGGCCCAGAUUGCCAGUGGAGGUAUCAUUGAUCCCCAACACAGCCACCGUAUUGAUGUGAAUAUUGCAUAUAGUAGAGGCUAUUUUAAUGAAGAAAUGAAUAAGAUCCUGACUGACGAAAGUGAUGACACUAAAGGUUUCUUUGACCCCAACACAGAGGAAAACCUGACCUAUCUGGAACUUAAAAAACGUUGUAUCUCAGAUGAGAAAACUGGGCUUAUUCUGUUGCCAAUCAUAGACAAAAAGAAGCAGGAGUCAAGCAAAAAGAACACAGUAAGAAAGAGGAGAGUGAUUAUUGUGGAUCCAGAGACUGGUAAAGAGAUGACAAUACGUGAAGCAUACGACAAAAAGUAUAUUGACUAUAACACCUACCUGGAGCUGUUAGAGCAGGAAUGCUACACACAAAUCAUCAUCAUCUUCAUCAUCAUCAUCAUCAUCAUCAUCUGUAUCAUCAUCAAACUUAAUCCCAGAACCAUCAGGAAGAUUAUCAGUUACAUCUUCAUCAUCAUCAAUGCUAUCCACUUCAGGAACUUCAGCUUCUUUAAGCUCAUCUUCAGUAACAUCAUCAACCUCAAAAACAUCAGUAGUCCCUGUUCCAUCGAUUACAUCAUCUUCAUCAUCCUCUUCUUCAUCAAUGCUAUCCACUUCAGGAACUUCAGGUUCUUUAAGCUCAUCUUCAGUAACAUCAUCAACCUCAAAAACAUCAGUAGUCCCUGUUCCAUCGAUUACAUCAUCUUCCUCAUCCUCUUCUUCAUCAAUGCUAUCCACUUCAGGAACUUCAGGUUCUUUAAGCUCAUCUUCAGUAACAUCAUCAACCUCAAAAAAAUCAGUAGUCCCUGUUCCAUCGAUUACAUCAUCUUCCUCAUCUUCUUCUUCAUCAACUGUUGUAUCGAGGGCGUUAUCUCCUACAGUCACCAAAACAACUACGACAAAAACUACCACAAUCAUAGAGAAACGCUCACCAUCCAGCGUUGUCGCUGA
Molecule: messenger RNA, 10053 nt
Organism: Poecilia latipinna (sailfin molly)
Lineage: Eukaryota; Metazoa; Chordata; Actinopteri; Cyprinodontiformes; Poeciliidae
Gene: dspb
Product: desmoplakin b
Exons: 27
Coding region: 124-10053 (3309 amino acids)
Biological process (GO): cell-cell adhesion; wound healing; intermediate filament cytoskeleton organization
Cellular component (GO): plasma membrane; cytoplasm; intercalated disc
Molecular function (GO): structural molecule activity
Source: RefSeq, a predicted model, not a curated record